Chenopodium quinoa (quinoa) is the source of this 1601-nucleotide messenger RNA. RefSeq names its product peptidyl-prolyl cis-trans isomerase FKBP42-like. The transcript has 8 exons. Gene Ontology annotation, molecular function: protein binding; peptidyl-prolyl cis-trans isomerase activity. Lineage: Eukaryota; Viridiplantae; Streptophyta; Magnoliopsida; Caryophyllales; Amaranthaceae. The coding region runs from base 312 to 1409 and encodes 365 amino acids. The record is from RefSeq and is a predicted model, not a curated record.
UAUAUAACAAAUUUAAUUACAACAAAAAAAUAUAAUCACGUGAGGCAUAAUUCAGGCCGAAAUACUAGUUUAGAGAGUAUAAAGACGGGUAAUGAGAAUCAAUCCAACAUUUCCUAGGUAUCCCUCGCUUUCAUCCAACCUGUUCAUCUUUAAGAGCGUCUCUUUCUUUCAACAGUCCUUUGUGGUGCUACCUUUGACGCCGAUUCCUGACUUUCUCUCUUCUACCAUCGGAAACUUAAAUCCGGCGAAAUUUCCGCCAUUUUCGCCAUCCUUGUACACUAGAAGACCCCAUUGUGCUAUUGUAAAGAAAAAUGGAGGAUGAAGUAGAGCAACAAAGUCAACCUGUAGGUGAAGAUGGAAAGAAUGAUAUUGUUACUGAGAAGGCAGCAUUUACUCACGAGGAGCCACAUCAAGGUGGUAAUACCCCCCCAAAAUCGGACGCUGAAGUUGAGGUUCUUCACGAGAAAGUUACCAAGCAAAUUAUUAAGGAAGGUCAUGGUGAAAAACCAUCCAAAUAUUCCACAUGCUUUGUGCAUUACAGGGCGUGGACUGAGAGCACGCAACACAAGUUUGAAGACACAUGGCUGGAGCAACGGCCAGUAGAGCUAGUUCUGGGCAAAGAGAAGAAAGAGAUGGAAGGCUUAAGAAUUGGUAUUUCAAGCAUGAAGUCUGGAGAACGUGCCCUUAUACAUGUUGGUUGGGAACUAGGCUAUGGAAAAGAAGGAAGCUUCUCCUUUCCAAAUGUUCCACCCAUGGCAGAUAUUAUUUAUGAAGCUGAACUCAUUGGUUUUGAUGAAACCAAAGAAGGUAAAUCACGCAGUGACAUGACAGUUGAGGAAAGGAUUGGUGCUGCAGAUCGCAGAAGGAUGGAUGGCAAUGCUUUAUAUGUGGAAGAUAAACCGGAGGAAGCCAUACAACAGUAUGAAAUGGCAAUAGCAUAUAUGGGAGAUGAUUUCAUGUUCCAGCUUUUUGGAAAGUACCAUGAUAUGGCUUUGGCUGUCAAGAAUCCUUGUCAUCUCAACAUGGCUGCAUGUUUUAUUAAGCUCAAGCAAUAUGAGGAUGCCAUUAUGCAAUGUGGCAUUGUUUUAGCUGAGGAUGGAAACAAUGUGAAGGCUCUGUAUAGACGAGGAAAAGCAAGAGCAGAACUUGGGCAAACAGAAGCAGCAAGAGAAGAUCUUCUUAAGGCUCGCAAAUAUGCUCCUACUGACAAAGCAAUUGUGAGGGAGUUGCAGUUGCUUGCUGAACAUGAGAAGGUUGUCUAUCAGAAGCAGAAAGAGAUGUACAAAGGCAUACUAGGACCAAGACCUGAACCCAAGCCCCAGAAAACCAAUUGGUUAGCUUUCUUUUUUCAAUGGUUAGUCUCGUUUUUCUAUAGGAUUUUUAAUCGCAAAACACAGAAAAAUGAAUAAUUUAAUAUAUGGCUCCCAAAAAUGGUCUGUAGCUAGACCUGAAUCAAGCCAGAAUGGUUUUCCAGCUGUUAAAGUAAUUGUAUAUCUAAAUACUAAUUACUUUGUAUGUUAUGGAGUAUUUUUGAAACUUGAAUUGCUGUUCCAUGUAUCAGCUACCAUUGUUGAAUGAAGCUUGUUUGGUUAAACAGUCAA